Cynoglossus semilaevis (tongue sole) is the source of this 1656-nucleotide messenger RNA. Its product is annotated as tubulin alpha-1B chain-like. Gene Ontology annotation, molecular function: GTP binding; structural constituent of cytoskeleton. Gene Ontology annotation, biological process: microtubule-based process. Bases 127 to 1479 code for a protein of 450 amino acids. Lineage: Eukaryota; Metazoa; Chordata; Actinopteri; Pleuronectiformes; Cynoglossidae. Gene Ontology annotation, cellular component: microtubule. The transcript has 4 exons. The record is from RefSeq and is a predicted model, not a curated record.
AAGAGCAAUCAAUAAAGAUCAGUUAAAUACUAGAAAAAGAAGUUUGCUUUUCAGCUAUCGCACAGGAGCAGAAUACAAGUCUUUAAAUUUGACUCUGAAUUUACAUUCUGCUAAACCACUGCAAACAUGCGCGAGUGCAUUUCCAUCCAUGUCGGUCAGGCUGGUGUCCAGAUUGGCAAUGCCUGCUGGGAGCUUUACUGCCUGGAACAUGGGAUCCAACCAGACGGACAAAUGCCCAGUGACAACACUCUUGGAGGAUCGGAUAAUUCAUUCAACACUUUCUUUAGUGAGACCGGAGCUGGAAAACAUGUUCCCAGAGCGGUAUUUGUUGACUUGGAGCCAACUGUCAUUGAUGAGGUUCGCUCUGGUACAUACCGCCAACUGUUCCAUCCUGAGCAGCUAAUCACUGGGAAGGAAGAUGCAGCCAACAACUAUGCUCGUGGACACUACACCAUCGGCAAAGAGAUCAUUGACUUGGUGCUGGACAGGAUUCGCAAAUUGGCUGACCAGUGCACUGGUCUUCAAGGUUUCCUUGUUUUCCACAGUUUUGGAGGGGGAACUGGCUCUGGCUUCACUUCCUUGUUAAUGGAACGAUUGUCUGUUGACUAUGGAAAGAAGUCCAAGCUGGAGUUUUCCAUCUACCCCGCUCCCCAGGUGUCUACUGCUGUGGUAGAGCCUUACAACUCCAUCCUGACUACCCACACCACUCUUGAACACUCUGACUGUGCUUUCAUGGUUGACAAUGAGGCUAUUUAUGACAUAUGUCGAAGAAACCUAGAUAUUGAGCGUCCCAGCUACACCAACCUGAACAGGUUGAUGAGUCAGAUUGUGUCCUCCAUUACGGCCUCCCUACGCUUUGAUGGUGCUCUUAAUGUAGAUCUGACAGAGUUCCAGACAAAUUUAGUACCCUAUCCUCGUAUCCACUUUCCUAUGGCCACAUAUGCCCCGGUCAUUUCCGCAGAGAAGGCAUACCAUGAGCAGCUAACAGUGGCUGAAAUUACAAAUGCCUGCUUCGAGCCAGCCAAUCAGAUGGUCAAAUGUGAUCCUCGCCAUGGCAAGUACAUGGCUUGCUGCCUUUUGUAUCGCGGUGAUGUGGUGCCCAAGGACGUCAACUCUGCCAUCGCAAUAAUAAAGACCAAGCGAUCUAUCCAGUUCGUGGACUGGUGUCCCACUGGUUUUAAGGUUGGUAUAAACUACCAGCCACCCACAGUGGUUCCUGGUGGAGACUUGGCAAAGGUUCAGAGGGCUGUGUGUAUGCUAAGCAACACAACUGCGAUAGCAGAGGCCUGGGCUCGACUGGAUCACAAGUUUGACUUGAUGUAUGCCAAGCGCGCCUUUGUCCACUGGUAUGUAGGCGAAGGUAUGGAGGAGGGAGAGUUUUCUGAGGCCAGAGAGGACAUGGCAGCACUGGAGAAAGAUUAUGAGGAGGUGGGAGUUGACUCAGUGGAGGGAGAAGAUGAGGGAGGAGAAGAAUACUGAAAGGGGUAAAUGGGUUUAAGCUCAACAAGACAUGAGUUAGUGUUCUUAUAGGUACAUGCUGACUUCUAAUUUGCGGUGUAAUGUUGUCUUUGUAGAGCUGUUGAAAUUCAAAUUAAAUUGUUAAUGCAUUUUAAUCUAUUGCAGAUGUAAGAAUAAAGUGCACUUUGUAUCCAAUAA